Messenger RNA from Drosophila miranda, 2076 nucleotides. RefSeq lists its product as uncharacterized. The record is from RefSeq and is a predicted model, not a curated record. Lineage: Eukaryota; Metazoa; Arthropoda; Insecta; Diptera; Drosophilidae. Bases 648 to 1400 code for a protein of 250 amino acids. The transcript has 3 exons.
AAUGUGCUGCAAUGUGAACAAAGAGCAAUUAAAAAGAUAGAGGGGGGAACAGAGAAGAAUCGGAAUAACUGCAGCACUGCUGCUUUGCUUUCUCUCCCACACACCCGCCUACCUCUCAGAUAGCAGGGCAAUGAGACGGCAAUAGGCUAUUGUGAAAGGAAAGAAGCAGUAGCAGAGGCAGACACGCUGACGCAUCUGAGGAGACUGCAAUUCGAUGUUGUGCUUAUGAGCUAGCAGUCAAGACGGCAGCCAAGGAACACGCGGGGGACAGGCCGAUGUCUGGAUCUGGACGCGCAGCCCACAGAGACACGUAGCAGAUAGCUAAAGGAACUUGAUUGGGGCAAUUGCAACGGACACGGCAAAGGCAACGGCGAGGGCAAAGACAAGGGAACUGCAUUCACGUGGGUGGCAGGUGACCUAAUUUAGACGGCAGAAGAAGGGCAGUCCCGCGAAAUAGUGAACGAGAGAGACACGCUUGGCUGGCGUUUUGGUUUGUCUGUGAAGUGAAUGAAGUUCGUUUCGGCUGUUCUCUUAUGUUAAUUGAACUUAGAUCAUCAACGUGCACUGCCAUUAGCUGUAUACCUAAAUAAUAUACAAUAUAUCUUAACGUAACUAGUAGAUUUAAACGUAACACAAAUCAGCAAGUAAUGUCCAACUCCAACCACUACAACAACUACCAGCAGCAGCAGCAGCAGCCGCACCAUUCCAGCAGCAAUGGGGACGAGUACCAGCAUCAGCAGAUGGUCCAUCAGCCGCAUCAGCAGCGAUACUCGAACGGCCAUGGUAUGAAGAGCGUCGCUGUGCCGGACAUGUGCCUCUUCUGCUUCGAGGUGCUCGACUGCGAGCUGAACAACAUCGACGGGCCGGGGGUGCCGAUUUUCAGCAACGAUGCCUAUCCCUUGUUCGUUACCUGGAAAAUCGGACGCGACAAGCGACUGCGCGGCUGCAUCGGCACCUUCAGCGCCAUGGAGCUGCACAACGGCCUGCGUGAGUACGCUCUGACCAGCGCCUUCAAGGACUCUCGCUUUGCCCCCAUCUCGCGCGACGAGUUCUCUAGGCUGACAGUCUCUGUGUCUAUUCUGCAGAACUUCGAGGAAGCCCAGGGCCAUUUGGACUGGCAGCUCGGCGUCCACGGUAUUCGCAUCGAGUUUCUCACGGAGCGCGGCUGCAAGCGCACUGCUACCUACCUCCCGCAGGUGGCCACCGAACAGGGCUGGGAUCAGCUGCAGACAAUUGAUUCGCUGCUGCGCAAGGGCGGCUAUCGCGCAGCCAUCACCCAGGAGAUGCGCAAGUCCAUCAAGCUUACACGCUAUCGCUCGCAGGAGAUCCAGAUGCACUACAAGGAGUACCGCGAGCACUUGGAUCGCCGCGGCGGACAGUUCGGGAAGGUGCAGUGCUAACAAUUAAACAGGCCGGCGGCGAGGCAAUGAUCCUGGCUGAGGGCGGGCGUGGUGAUUGUUGUGCUCCUGUUGCUGCUGGCCUUCGAGUUGAGUCAGGGCAUUGGAGUGCCGCUCACCCUGCAGCUGGGCGGCCGCUCGCUUGUUCCGAGUUCUUAGCUCUUUAUUUCGAUAAAAAAAAAAACUUUUAUCCCACACACAAAAGAUUUCAAGUAGCUUCUACUUUGUCGCCUUUUUCUUACAUAUACAAUUAAAUGCUUUAUAUACUUAACAGUCGCCCCCACGAGCGGCGCGGAUCCAUUAGAAAGUUUGAAAGUAAAAUUCAAUGUUUGGCAUAUUCUCGUAUUAUUUAAGUUCUUUGUAAUCGGAUUUCGUUAACGUUCGCGUUCUUUAAUGUUGUCGCCCCGCCUGCGGCCUCUGCUUCUCUUGGUUUCCUCCUUCAAAUCAGAAACAAACACACACAACAAAUAUAUACAUAUAUAUAUAUAUAUAUAUUGGGAUAUAUAUUACCCGAAUACCGAAUGAAUACAAAACGCAGAUAAUAUGUAAUUCAAGUAAAACCAAACGUUCAGCAAUUAUAUUAAUAGAUUUAAAAACUAAAACAAAUUACCUUACUAAUCUAAUUCUAUGCGCAAUAAAUAAAGAAUCGACCCCUUCAGAGUCGUGCAAGACACUGCGA